Penicillium odoratum is the source of this 1821-nucleotide messenger RNA. RefSeq lists its product as uncharacterized. The record is from RefSeq and is a predicted model, not a curated record. NCBI's taxonomy places the organism in Eukaryota, Fungi, Ascomycota, Eurotiomycetes, Eurotiales, Aspergillaceae. Gene Ontology annotation, molecular function: FAD binding. The transcript has 4 exons. The coding region runs from base 1 to 1821 and encodes 606 amino acids.
AUGGAAACGGAUGGAGAAGCCAAUGACGAUUUGCCAGUCAUUAUUGUUGGUGCCGGACCUGUUGGUAUGCUACUUGCAUAUCAAUUAGAUCGUCUUGGGAUCAGAUGUCUCAUUGCGGACAAGAAUCUUCAAACAACCCAGUGGCCAAAGAUGGACUUGACUAAUUGUCGUAGUAUGGAGAUCCUAAGGGUUCUUGGGCUCGCUGAUGAUUAUCGAGCGCAACCAGGAGCGGUGGGUGCCGAUGCAAACUUCGACUCUAUAUUUAUUACAAGCCUUGAGUCUUGCGGACACCUUGUUGGUUCAUGGAGGCUGCCAUCUGUACAGCAGCAGCGUAACUAUAUCAAGCUCAAUAACGAUGGUAGUCAGCCAGCUGAACCCGGUCAAAGAUGCUCUCAGAUAAUUUUCGAGGCAUGGCUGAAGCGUCUUAUUUUGAACAAAACAAAGGUGGUAUCCAGGUUUGGAUGGACCUAUGUAGGUCACAUUGAAAACCCGGAAGGGAUCAUUGCUAGUUUCACAGACAAUACCGGCCAAAGACGUACUCUGCGUGGCCAAUUCCUGGUGGGCUGUGAUGGAGGGAGUAGCAGGGUUAGAAGGUCCGCAGGUAUCAAGAUGUCCGGUGGCCAAAUUCCCACUCGCUUCUACUUGGUCCACUUCCGAUCGGCACAGCUGGCACGAGAGCUCCAUUUUGGGCGGUUUUGGCACGCCUUUCCAGCUGGAACUGGCUUUUUGAUCGACCAAGAUGACAAAGAUACCUUUACAGCUCACUAUCCACUGACGGACGACGAAAAGGGCAGUACUUUGGAUCCACAUGAGGUCGUUUACAAGAUGCUCGGAGGAUUUCAAGGAAAAUGGCCAAUUUUGAUUGACGAUGUCCUCAUCCACAGUGAAUGGCAGCCGAGCUUCAGCGUGGCCGAGACUUAUUCAAGCAAGAAUGGCCAUGUACUGCUAGCGGGAGACGCAGCUCAUCGUAACCCUCCUCAUGGUGGUUAUGGGAUGAAUAGCGGCCUUGUGGACGCAGUUGAUCUCGGCUGGCGACUUGCUGCCGUAGCGAAAGGCUACGGUGGGGAUCGUCUUCUCAAGGCAUACGGAACAGAGAGACGACCGAUGAUGAUUCGAGCUCUUCAGCGGUCGCAUCGCCACGUUAUGGAGCAUGUAGUACUGGGCAGCAUCUAUCAUCGGCUUUGGAACACGCUCAAUCGCAACACCCCGGACGGUGAUAGGGCGAGGAGAGAAGUUGAGAGCUAUAUAAAGUUUUCUGGACCGGAAACCUUGGACCGAGGUGUUGAAUUGGACUUGAGAUACGAUCACUCGCCAUUCAUCUAUCCUGACGGGACCCCACCGGUUCCUUGGGACGUCAAGUCUUACAAGCCAAGCACCAGGCCUGGCAGUCGAGCUCCUCAUGUCUUUCUGAAGGACGGGGUUACCAGCACAUACGAUCUAUUUGGAAGAGAAUGGACCCUGAUGCAGUUUGACCCGAAGGACGAUGAAGUCAAUCUGGGCAUCUUCUCAGCAGUGGCCGAGAAACUUGGAUUUCCACUUGAGCAUAUUGUCCUCAGAGGAGAGACCCACGUGCGACGAAUAUGGGAGCGAGAUUUGGUUUUGGUGAGGCCGGAUACCCAUGUUGCUUGGAGAGGAAAUGAGGCACCUGCAGAUCAAGACGAGGCUGAACGAAUACUUCUUGUGGUCGCAGGAAAGAUGUCCUUUCCAGGUUACUGGAAACCAGAAAGGGAUGAUGAAUAUGAGUUUCGAGAAAUAGCGGCUGGAUUUGGUGUAAACAAUGACAAUGAUCAGCCGACUAUUAUUGGUGAGGAUAAAGAUUGA